UAAAAUUGCUGUCGUCGUUAUCGCUACUUGUCGCUGAGUUUGCUUCAGUGAGCAACUGUUCUUUUCAUGUACGGUGUAUUUAUUGUUUUCGUUUACUGCUUCUCACUCGAACGUUUAUAUUUUUCAUUCAUCAGUAAAAGCUUCCGUUGAUUAAGAGCAAAACAAAAAGUGUUCGAAAAGUGAUACUAACUGAUUUUUGUGUGUGUAUUACGCGUACGUACUUACAUUGUGGGGUGAAUAACAACUUUUUCAGUUUCUCUUCUACACCCUUCCUCUUGUUUUCGUUGCGUCUGCAUUAUGUCUGUGGCUGAAUAAAUGAAAUCAUCUCUGGAUCUGCUGUACUCAUGAAUAAGAACAAAAAGACGUACGAUGUAAGGAUCAGCAUAUCAGUGCACGAAUCUGGCCGAAAUUUUUGAAGAAAACUAAAUGCUUUUGUCACCGGUAUAAUCUUCUGAAUUAGCUGUCGUUAAUAAGCUAUCCAGCGUUUUUGUCAGCUGCAAAUGUGUACAUGUGCUUUCCUUUUACCAACAUGUGCUUAGAUCGGUUAAAAUUCAGUUUGCUAAAUGUCUUCGGAAAAGUUCAUAAAAAUUGAAGCCUUAACUUCUGAGAAGAUCGUCCUUUAAAGGCGACGGUGGUUGGUUGGGCUUUUCAUAAACAUUUCUAUUCUGUUUCAUCGCCAUCAUUGCAACUGUCAUCAGCAUGGAUCAUGCAGUGAAAGCUACACGUGGUCGUCCUUGGAAUACUUUACGUUUCGAAAAUGAUGAACUGGAAUGUUUAUAUCAACGUUAUACACUGAAAAUGCAACGGUUUUCGGUGCUGGGUGUUAUCGCUUUAGUUCUUGUAUUAUGCGGUGUUAUGGCUACUUUAUCAUUUAUUUAUAAUAAUGCUCCCACUUUCCAUAACGUUUUCAACUCGUUUGUUUGUUUAUUAUUCGCCAUAAUCCUUAUACUUUUACAAUGUCGCGUUAUCAAGGAUCAUCAUUUACCUUGUUUAUGUUAUGGUAUUCUACUAUUUGCCGCUGCCAUCUGUGUCGUAUCGAUGCCAACAAUGGGUUCGAUUUUUCCCGUAGACACAAAAGACGAAGAUUCCCAGGUCAUGGCCGAAGGUGUUUGGCAGAUUGUUUUCGUAGUUUUUCUAGCGUACGCUAUGAUGCCCUUACAAAUAUGGGAAGCAGUCUGCUUUGGCAUAAUUUUACCUUUAGUUCAUAUUAGUUUAACUGUAUACAAAAUAUUCACCAAUUCAUUUCGUUAUUUGGAGUACAAUCAGCUUAUUGCCAAUAUUGUAAUGUUUAUUGGUGUCAAUGUGGCUGGUCUUGUGGUUAAUAUAAUGAUGGAACGUGCUCAGCGCCGUGCCUUCUUGGAUACGCGCAACUGUAUAGCAGCGCGUUUAGAGAUCCAAGAUGAAAAUGAAAAAUUGGAAAGGCUACUGUUAUCGGUACUACCUCAGCAUGUGGCAAUGCAAAUGAAAAACGAUAUACUCUCACCAGUGGCUGGUCAAUUUCAUCGUAUUUAUAUACAAAAACAUGAAAAUGUCAGUAUUUUAUUUGCCGAUAUCGUGGGUUUCACUGUACUCUCGUCUCAGUGUAGUGCUCAAGAAUUAGUGAGGCUUUUAAAUGAACUUUUUGGAAGAUUCGAUCAAUUGGCUCAUGAUAAUCACUGUCUGCGCAUUAAAAUUUUAGGUGAUUGCUAUUAUUGUGUUUCCGGUUUACCAGAGCCACGUAAAGAUCAUGCUAAAUGCACCGUUGAAAUGGGUUUAGAUAUGAUUGAUGCUAUAGCAUCUGUAGUCGAGGCUACAGAUGUUAUGUUAAAUAUGCGUGUGGGUAUACAUACCGGUCGGGUGUUGUGCGGUGUCUUGGGCUUACGAAAAUGGCAAUUUGACGUGUGGUCAAAUGAUGUAACGCUGGCUAAUCACAUGGAAUCCGGCGGAGAACCGGGCAGAGUGCAUGUUACUCGUGCCACUUUGGAUGCUUUAUCGGGCGAAUACGAAGUUGAAGCUGGGCACGGUGAUCAACGAUCUUCUUAUUUAAGAGACCAUGGUGUCGAUACAUAUUUUAUCGUACCCCCUCCUCAUCGGCGCAAGCCUUUAAUGCUCAAUACGUUGGGCGUUAGGUCGGCUAUUGGAUCACGGCGAAAGCUAUCAUUUCGAAAUGUUUCCAAUAUGGUUAUGCAGUUACUGCAUACCAUUAAGUUUUCUGAGCCAGUGCCCUUCUCGAAUAUAGCCACCGGUUCAUUCCCCUCAUCAGCUGGCGCCAGUGGCACUAGGGCUAAUAACAGCGAAGGCGGUGGCGGGCAAUUGGAGAAAAGCUCCCGAAAGGAUGCGGUAAUACGUCUUCAAAAGAUUUUACAUGCACCUACGACACCACCCGCUGGCGGCGGUGUUACCAUAACAGUAGGAACAACUUCUAGCUCAACUGCGAACACGAUUAGUCGCAUACAUAGACUUAACAAUAGUAAUCAAAGAAAUAAAUCAAAGGUUACCGAUAAAUUUAAACGGCCCUUUCGCAAACGUCACUCUUCGGUCCAUCAUCAGCCUACAAAUCGUGUUAAUCGCUUCCUAUCGCAAGCAAUUAAUGCUCGAUCGGUGGAUUGUCAAAAAUCUGAGCAUGUGGAUCGUAUAACGUUAAGAUUUCGCGAAAGCGACAAAGAACGAGAAUAUCGAAAAGAUUUUGAUUUGGGAUUCACGACAGCGAUGGGUUGCUCUUUGCUCCUAUUAAUAUUAGGAGCAGCCUUGCAAGUAACCGCUUUGCCCAGAACAUUAAUUCUAUUAUUACUUUUCUUAACCGCGUUUGUGUGGGUUUGCGCCAUAUUAAUGCUAUUGUUGGCUGUACGUUUGAAAUGGAUCGUUUGGGAUUUAUCGGAAAGUUUUACCCUGCGAAUGGCUAUAACAAUUUUUACGAUAGUAUUGAUCUACUCAGUGGGCCAAGUGAAUGUGUUUACUUGCAUUUCCGAUCAUCCAUGUUCAAGUAAUUUUACUGCUGCCGCACCAACGCUUGAAGAAGAUUUUCUUAUGUUGGGCUACCAAAACGAACUUCAUCGGAAAUGUUCUUUGCCCCAGUAUGUGGCGUUAGCAGCAGCCUUUGCUUUUCUGUCCGUUUCGGUGUUUUUAAGAUUGCCAAUCUUGUUUAAAUCAUUACUUAUCAUAAUGAUGGGUGUUAUCUACAGUUUAUUCAUUGAGCUAUCGCAUACAAAUAUAUUUGAUUGCUACGACCGUCGAGUAAACGCAUCAAUUCCACUUCAUUUGAUUUCAUUGGCUCGCAUAAUUAUUUUCAUGAUUGCCAUACUGGUGCACGGUCGAUUGGUUGAGUGGACGGCACGUUUGGAUUUUCUUUGGCAAUUGCAGGCCUCUCAAGAGAAAAAAGAGAUGGAUGUUUUACAAGAAUCGAAUAAAAGGAUAUUGCAUAACCUAUUGCCGGCUCAUGUGGCGGCACACUUUUUAGAUAAUCAGUUCCGUAGUAAUAUGGAAUUGUAUCAUCAAAGUUACGCUAAGGUCGGCGUAAUAUUUGCCAGUGUACCAAACUUUCACGAAUUCUAUACUGAAAUGGAUGGUUCAGAUCAAGGCUUGGAAUGCUUGCGGUUGCUAAAUGAGAUAAUAGCCGACUUCGAUGAAUUACUGAAAGAAGAUCGCUUUCAUGGCAUAGAUAAAAUUAAAACCGUCGGCAGCACAUAUAUGGCUGUGGUGGGCUUAAUACCAGAGUAUAAAAUUAUUCCAAAUGAUUCAAAUUCAUUGAGACGUCAUAUGACAGCUUUAGUGGAAUAUGUUAAGGCAAUGCGUUUAUCUCUUCAAGAGAUUAAUAGCCAUUCAUAUAAUAACUUUAUGUUACGAGUAGGUAUUAACGUUGGACCUGUAGUUGCUGGAGUUAUUGGUGCUAGGAAGCCACAGUAUGACAUAUGGGGAAACACGGUGAAUGUGGCUAGUCGCAUGGACUCUACUGGUAUACCUGGCUAUACCCAAGUGACCCAAGAAGUUGUUGACAGCCUGCAAGGAUCGCAUUUUGAAUUCAAGUGUCGCGGAACGAUUAAAGUGAAAGGCAAAGGAGAUAUGAUUACAUAUUUUUUGAACGAUAAUCCUAAUAACGUAUUAAAUUGCGAAAUUCGUAAUGCGUUCAUUGGUGGCAAUCGCAACGGUUAUGGUCAACCACCUCAAACUCAGUUGACAACACAGUCCCAGUCUAAUGGGGACUAUUAUAGCAAACAAACCCAAUACCAUCAGGAUAAUCCCAACUAUCAGUUGAAUUCAGAGACAUUUAAUAUCAAAAAAGAUCACAAUUAUAUGGGCUAUAGUGGUAAUGGUGAAAAUGAAAAUAGUCUAUUAACAAAACAUUCGCCCAAUAGUCUCAAUGAAGAGCAACAACAUUUAUUACAACAUAUGCAACCGCAACAUCAUCAACAUCAUUUACAACAGCAACAGCAACAAAGGUUAAAUAGUAAAUUGCAAAAGCAACCUUUUCACAUGGUCAACGGUGGUUUGCCAAAUAUCAGUGAAAACGGUCAAGACAGUGAAAGCCACAAUGGUAAUGAACAUAAAAAUUACGGAGGCUUCGGUAACUAUUUACAACAUCAAAUGGGACAGCAACAGCAACAACAGCAACCACAACAACAACAACAACAGCAGCAGCAACAGCAACAUAAUCAACAACAACAACAGCAGCAGCAGCAGCAACAACAACAACAACAACAACAACAGCAAACGCAACAAAAACAGCAUCAACGUCAAAACUCAACUAGUUCCAUGAGCAGUUUAGGCUUACAAUCCAAUUCAAUAGCACAUGCACCCGCCGCCCCAUCAGCACAAGCACCUACAAAUCAAAAACAUGUUUUACCCUUACAGUCCAGCGGCCAAUCGCCAUCAUCAUUAUUAAAUGGUGCUGGUGGUGUUGCCGCGACUGCUGCUCACUCCUCAUCAUCGGUAAUGUUGCGUGAACAAUUUAAUAUUAUUGAAAAUCCUAGCAAUAGUAAUCGUUAUGAUUACAAUAACUUUCCCACUCAUCAUCAUCACCAACAGCAUGAUCCUUAUGCUUCGUUGGAGAAUUUUAAUAAUCUUAUAUAUGGCCCCGGUCAUCAUAAUACUAAACGUGAGCAAUUGCAUGUUUCAAAUUCGGCGGCGACACGGGCUAUCCCUGCCCAUCAUCAAUCGCACAAUAAACCCAACAAUAUCUCAUAUAAUCAUAAUUACCAUCAUUUACAACAUUCUAAUAAUUCACAGAAUCAUCCUAACAACUAUCACAAUCAACAUCAACAUCAACAUCAUCAGCAAUAUCAUCAGCACAAUCAACCGUCAUCGUCGCUAUCGUCGUCGCCGAUAUUGCCCCAUAAAAACUCCAACAACCAUUUCAAUAAUUAUAACAAUUGCCGAGAAAGCGAGCCAUUAUUGAAUGCGACAUCGGUGCGGGCCAAGAUAAUACCUAUGCAGCAUUUGCCAACCGUACAGCAUCAUACACCUAAAUAUGAACCACCACGUUAUAUGUGUCCCAAUAACCUCUUACUACAGCAACAGCAACAACAGCGUCAAGAAAGUUACCAACCGUAUCACCAUCAGCUACAACAAUCACCAGCAUUACCAUCUCAUCAACAGUAUUCAAUGUAUUCCCAGCAAGCAACGCCAUCUCCACUACCAGUCCUACCACCCAAACCAAAUGUCACGGUAGCCACCAAACAAAUGAAAACAAACACACCGAUCUUGCGUACCUAUAUGAAGCCUUUACCAAAGCUACCUACGGACUUAGAGGAGAAUCGUGAAAUGUCUUCCACCGAUGAUUUAAGUUCAAGACCGCAUUCACCUUCGAUGAGUUCAUCCGAUGAAAGUUAUUCUAAAACAACGGAAGGUGAGGGAGAAGACGAUUCACCGCGCUUAACGGUGGCUAAUCAUCAGGUUCGCAAUAAUGGCGCUGUUAAUGCUUUACAAUGGCUCUAUCCCUGCGAUAUCCAAGUGGAUCCCAUGUCGCCCGUUGUUGAUAUAUCAAAUUUGAAGGAUUUCGAGGUUAGUUCCACCACAGAAAGCCAAGGUCAAUAUACGACGACCACACAAAAUAAAGGCGAUUCAUGUAACAGCUUUGAGUAUCAAGGCCGUUUAGAUAUGGCUCAGAAAUCGGGCAAUAUUAACGCAGCGGCACAACAAACGGCCAAUGGUUCAUCAAAUCAAGCAACCAAAUCACCAUUUGAGAGGGAAUUGCAAAGACUUUUAAAUGAAUCGUCGAGAGCUCGCGGCCUUGUAACAAUUCAAAACUCAUUAUCGGCAGCCGCAACGGUAUCUAGUUCAUUGGGUGCGAACAUGAAUUCAGGAUCAGGCAGUAACGGUGAUGGAGGUAAUACCACCAGCAAUAGCAGUAGUCGCAAUAACAUUGAAUUAUGCUAUUCAGGCAGCAAUAGUAAAUUAAGUUCAAACGGUUUGAAUGUAGCUAUCGGUGGCUGUAAUGCGACUGGUGGUGGUGGCAGCGGUAGUCUAGCUGGCAGCAAUGGUAAUCUAAGCAGCAGUACUCCGCUUAGCGGCAACAAUAAUUUGAAAAAUGUUACCAUAACUAUGGCAGCUACCGUUUUAGAUGACUUAAGUUCACCCACUACGAACGGAAGAACGCAAAAUUCUAAAAUCCCAGUCAGUACAAGUUUUAUGAUUGCCAAACAUCCGGUCGGCCUGGAAGCUAUAAAGGAAAUAACACGCAAUAAAAAUCCCUCUGAAUCAAGUCAAAUGCAAACUUCUGAUACUGAGUCUUGUGAAAUUUUGCAUGAAACAUGCAAUCAUUUAAAUCUUGCUAUGAUGGACAUGACUAAUAAAUCAUCAACCUCUACCAAUGGUACAAAUUAUAAUAGCUAUUCCCAACAGCAGCAGCAGCAGCAGCAGCAGCAGCAACAGCAACAGCAACAGCAGCAGCAGCAAUCGCUACAGCCGCAACCCUCAGGUCCUAAAGAGCAUAAUCAUCGCCAUCGAUUAAGACCACGUUCCAAAGAUUUUGAUCAAAGUCAUGAAAGUCUCGAUUUGUUAGAUAAUAAUGUAACGGAGAGUAAAACAAAUGCUUCGGCACGUUAUCAUCGUCAUAAUCACCACCACCAUCAUCAUCAUCAUCAUCAUCAUAAUCAUAAUAAUUAUCAUGCUCGUCAGCGUACAAAUCAACAACAACAUAACAUUGUCAACGAUGACGAUGAACGUGAUGAUACCGAAGAUAAUUUAGCGGAUGAAGAAUUUGAAGAUGACGAAGUAGGUCGCGAUGUACGUAAGAAACGUUUAUUACCAACUUCUCAUGCUUUAAAUAAUUCUUCCUCAAUGGAUUUUGUUAAAAUGCAAUCCCAACAGCAGCAGCAACAACAACAACAACAGCAGCAGCAGCAUAAUCUUCAUUAUAACAGUGAAGACGAUUUAAAUGAUGAAGAUGAAGAUGAUGGGAACGGUGAUAAUGAACGAGCAAAUCGUGCAAAUGAAACUCCAGUCAGCACUGCUCUAACCAAUGGGCAGUGCCAAAAUGACACUCGGUUAGAAGCAAAUGUGAUAAAUGAUGAAUUGAAAUAUGGUGCCGGUCAUCAUAAUCUUCAUUCAAUGGACUCUAAUCCGAUCGAAUCGCAAUCUGAAUGGUCAGACGAUGAUUGUCGUGAAGAAGCUACAGGCGGUGCUGAAUCCACUGGGUAUAUAACCGAUGAACCUGGCUUGGAAAAUAUUUCCCUGUUAAACGAAGCUGGCUUAACUGAUGCCGAGGGUGCAUUAUCUGACGUCAAUUCACUAUACAAUGCACCUGAUGUCGACGAUACUUCCGUAUCAAGUCGCGCCAGUUCACGAUUGCUAAGCUUAGACUCACUCAGCGGCCUAUAUGACUGCGAUUUAGAUUCGAAACAUGAAAUGGCCAUUGUAAAUGUAUCUCAUAAAAUAACCAAUAAGUUUGGACCACAACAGCAGCAACAACAGCAACAGCAACAGCAACAACAGCAGCAGCAACAACAACAGCAGCAGCAGCAACAACAGCAGCAGCAG
Molecule: messenger RNA, 7953 nt
Organism: Glossina fuscipes
Lineage: Eukaryota; Metazoa; Arthropoda; Insecta; Diptera; Glossinidae
Gene: rut
Product: Ca(2+)/calmodulin-responsive adenylate cyclase
Exons: 26
Biological process (GO): adenylate cyclase-activating G protein-coupled receptor signaling pathway; intracellular signal transduction; cAMP biosynthetic process
Cellular component (GO): plasma membrane
Molecular function (GO): adenylate cyclase activity
Source: RefSeq, a predicted model, not a curated record